Molecule: messenger RNA, 2204 nt
Organism: Mesoplodon densirostris (Blainville's beaked whale)
Lineage: Eukaryota; Metazoa; Chordata; Mammalia; Artiodactyla; Ziphiidae
Gene: MAMSTR
Product: MEF2 activating motif and SAP domain containing transcriptional regulator
Exons: 9
Coding region: 593-1921 (442 amino acids)
Biological process (GO): regulation of transcription by RNA polymerase II
Cellular component (GO): nucleus
Molecular function (GO): transcription coregulator activity
Source: RefSeq, a predicted model, not a curated record
CUGGGGUGGGGGGUGGGAGGGGAAUCCGCCUUAACUCUUCUGUCACCUCUCUGAUCCUAGUCCCUUCCCCACAGACCGUGGCGGCUGACACCCACCCACGCCCUUCUCAAAUGCAGGUGGCAGAGACCCUUCCAUUCCCCAGGGACCUAUCGGGUCCCCUUUACCCUCUUGACCAAGGCUGUUGGAUUCUAGGCCCCUUAGAGUAUUGAGUUCCUUCCCUUCACCCCCUUUUCCUCCCUCUCCUUUCAUAGACCCGGGGUCCAGGCCACCAGUGCCCUCCUUCUUAGGACUCAGGAGUCCCAGAUCUGAGGCCCUUCCUCCCCCAGACCUCAGGAGCACUGUGGCCUCCCACGCAUCUCAGGACAGAGCCCUAAAUGCGUCCUCCCUCACACCCAGGAGUCUGCGCUCCCAGCCGCCUCCUCCCCCAGGAUCCAGAAGUUAUGGCCCAAGGCCGCUCCCAUCUCUAAGUUCCUCAGGCCCUUUCCCUGCUGCGUUCACAUGCAAGGGACGCCUCCUGACCUCCACUCUGACCCUGCCUCCUGUGGGGGCCCUGCUGUCCCCGCCAGUCCAGGUCCCCAUCCCAGCCUUGGCAAUGACCCUGGCGGCUUCCUCCCAGCGCUCCCAAAUCAUUCGCUCCAAGUUCCGAUCUGGCCAGGCUCUUGGACACUCCCUUCCCGCCUUUCUCCUCCCACCUCCCUCCACAGUCCUCCAGCUUCGGAUCCACAGACGCUAUCAGGACACGAAUCCAUGGAUCUCAGCCGCAGACCCGGCUCUGGCUCCGGCCCCAGCCUCACCCUCGAGCCCAGCGCCUUUCCUCUUCAGCCCUGGGGUCCUUCUCCCUGAGCCAAAACACUGCCCUUGGCGGUCCCUGAAGAAGGAGUCUCCCAAGAUCUCCCAACAUUGGAGGGAGCCCAAGCCCAAGAAGAACUUGACAUACCACCAAUACAUGCCCCCAGAGCCGAGACAAGGGUCCAGGGCAGACCCCCAGGCUGAAGGGUCGGCCUUGGGUCCCCCUGGACCACCUCCAUGGGAAUGGACAAACUCACAGCAGCCACCUCCUAGGAUGAAGCUCAGUCCCCUCACUCCCUCCCCACCAGGAGUCCCCAGCCCCUCGCCCUCUCCACACAAGUUGGAACUUCAGACUCUCAAACUGGAGGAGCUGACGGUCUCAGAGCUCCGGCAGCAGCUGCGCCUGCGGGGCCUGCCAGUGUCUGGGACCAAGUCGAUGCUCCUGGAGCGCAUGCGCGGCGGCGCCCCGCCCCGCGACCGGCCGAAGCCGCGGCGCGAGGACUGUCAGGCGGGUGCUCCCUGGCCUCGCUUCAGGCGCAAGGCUUUGGGAGCCGCUGGGAGGCCGGGCUCGUUGAAGCCGAGUCCAACAUCUCACUCGCUGCCCCCUCCACGUGCCGCGGAAACCCUUGUGACGGCUCCGGCUCCUGCUCCGGCUCCGGCUGCAUCGACGGCUCAGCCUCCAGCUCCAGCUCCAGCUCCAGCUCCAGCUCCAGUGCCGAUCCCUUCUUCAGCAGCAGCCUCGACAGCCCUGACACUGGAGGAGGAGCUGCAGGAAGCGAUCCGCAGAGCGCAGUUGCUUCCGAACCGGGGCAUCAAUGACAUCCUGGAGGAUCAGGUGGAGCCUGAGGACAUGCUGCCCCCCAUCCCCCUGGACUUCCCCGGCUCCUUCGACUUGCUGUCCCCCUCCCCGGACUCUGAAGGCCUCUCAUCUGUCUUCUCUUCCUCGCUCCCAUCCCCCACGAACUCCCCGUCCCCCUCUCCCAGGGGCCCCACCGACUCCUUGGAUUGGCUGGAGGCUCUGAGUGGGGGUCCCCCACUGGGCUGUGGCCCCCCAGCCCCCAGCAUUUUCUCUGCUGACUUAUCUGAUUCCAGUGGCACCAGGCUGUGGGACCUGCUGGAGGAUCCAUGGUGAUGGAUUGUGGGGUUUCCAGGGACUGUGAACUGGUGGGGAUGGAGAGGCCACAGAGAUAGACUCCCUGAGGGAGGGGUUGGAACAACCAGCAGAAUCCCUCCCACCACAGACAAAAUCAGAGACAACGCUCAUGCCCAGCUGGCCCCUGCACUGCUGCUGACAUGCCAACCUCCUGGCUUCCGCCUGACCUCCAUAUGAUCCCCUCCAUGGUUGUGUGGUUGGGGGCAAAGAGGUUUCAUUUGCUGCUGACCAGGGCAAAACAAGCUGCUUGCUGCUUCCCUCA